Leishmania mexicana MHOM/GT/2001/U1103 is the source of this 1218-nucleotide messenger RNA. RefSeq names its product actin-related protein 3, putative arp3. Gene Ontology annotation, cellular component: Arp2/3 protein complex; actin cortical patch. The coding region runs from base 1 to 1218 and encodes 405 amino acids. The record is from RefSeq and is a predicted model, not a curated record. Gene Ontology annotation, biological process: Arp2/3 complex-mediated actin nucleation. Gene Ontology annotation, molecular function: actin filament binding. NCBI's taxonomy places the organism in Eukaryota, Euglenozoa, Kinetoplastea, Trypanosomatida, Trypanosomatidae. The transcript has a single exon.
AUGACGUGCAGCUCCAGCGCCGCUUCGGUGGUGGUGUGCGACGUCGGCACGAGCACCACUCGCCUCGGCUACGCUGGCAACGCUGAGCCGACGUUUGCGCUGCCCACCGUUUGUGCGUGGCGGGACCGCAUGUCGGCUGAGACGUUCGCCGUUGGGGACGCGGCUGCCACAAUGGUGGGGCCCGGAAUGCAGCGGUGCAGACCGCUAGAGCAUGGGCUGGUGGUGGAUUGGGAUGUCAUGGAGGAGUAUUGGCGCCACCUCUUCAACCGCUACGUCUGCGUUGAGCCACAAGAUAUCGGUUUGCUGCUGACGGAGGCAGCCAUCACCCCGUGCGAGCAACGAGAGAUGACAGCGGAGGUUAUGUUCGAGAGUUUCGGGGUGCCGCGGCUGUGCAUCGGCCCGCAGGCGCUCUUCGUGCUUAGAAGCGUUGGCGACGGGUGCGACACAGCCGUGGUGGUGGAGAGCGGCGCUGGCGUGACGCAGGUGGUGCCCUUCGUGGCGGGUUACGCGGUGGCCGGCGCGGCGCGUCGUUUUCCCGUGGCGGGCCGGGACAUCACACAGUACGUGCUGAAGAGCCUGCGGAAGCACGAGCGGGGUAUCGAGGCUGAGCAAGCGCUAGAGGUGGCGGAGCGGGUGAAGGCGCGCUACAGCUACACGGCAGACGACAUCGCGCACGAGCUUGCACGGGCGGAAUCGUGCCUCCCUUCCUACGUGAUCCACCACACGGAGCUGCACUCACGCUCCGGGGCCCCGUACUCUAUCGACGUGGGCUACGAGAGAUUCCUCGCACCGGAGACGAUGUUUCAGCCAGAUUUGAUCGCCGCACCGUCGGCUGUGACCGCCUCCGCGUGCGGCGGCCUACCCGCCCUGAUCGACUCUGUUGUGUGGUCCUGCCCGAUGGACUGCAGGCGGCCACUGUACGCAAACGUCAUCCUCGCUGGCGGCAACACGCGCUUCGCUCACUUUGCGAAGCGCGUGUAUCACGGGCUGCAACGUGCCUUGGAUGCGCGUUCCGCCGCCGUCAUGGCCGCCUCGGGCGGCACUCUGGGUCGACAAGUCGAGUACGAGGUGAACGUGCGCGAUCGUUCACAAGCAACGCAUGCCGUAUGGAGAGGGGCCAGCACCUUCGCCGCCAGCCCAGAGUAUGCGAUGGCAGCCGUAGCGCGAGAGACGUACAUGGAGUGUGGUGCCUCCGUGAUGCGUCAGCACCGCAUCUAG